CCUGAUAAUCAAAGUAGGUCAUCUUUGAGGUUGCAGUGACAAGCAUUCUUCACCUCUUCAAAACCAAUCGGCAAUCAGAGUAAGACUCUCUAUAUAUACCGUGUCAUAACACCUGGCGAUCGUCUGGCCAUCCUCACUGUCACGUGCAUUACUACGAAAUUCGGCCCGCGUUACGGAGAUCACCUGCAGGCCACGCCCGGAACAAUAGACCUUUCGAGACCUCCGCCUAAUAACAUUCUCUGAGAAUCACACAACUGUCUUACAGGAGCGAGAAACUGGACCGAAGAACAAAUUUGUGACGGCAAUCACCUCUCAUCUUCCUCGCAGCGGUCUCGAAAAGCUGGCGCCCUCCAUAUUCUUAUCCUCACAUCCAUCAAAGCAACCCAUCGACACCGCCAAACUGUCUUCCACCGCCACAUUGCAGCGAUCUAGCAUCACCUUCGCGGAGAAGGUCAAUCCUCCGCCGGCCCCGGCCUGUGUGCAGUCAGCCGAGAAGAAGAUGAGUUCCCAAACACUCAAGGAGAAGGACAAUCCCAGGAGGCGGAGGAGUAGCAGUCUGAUGUAUCAGGAGCCGCCUGAGAGUUUGGAGCAACAAAGUGAUCAGGCAGCACUGCCCAACUUGAAUUCACAAUGGGUGAAUGCCAAAGGAGCCUGGAUGAUCCACAUAAUCAUUAUUCUCUUGCUGAAGAUUGUCUAUGAUAUCGUACCUUCGAUCACACAGGAGACAUCCUGGACCUUGACGAACACGACCUACAUGUUUGGAAGUUACCUCAUGUUCCAUUGGGUCCGCGGCAUUCCUUUCGAGUUUAACGCCGGCGCGUACGACAACCUCAACAUGUGGGAGCAGAUUGACAACGAGGAUCAAUAUACCCCGGCGAAGAAGUUCCUCCUCGCCGUACCUAUAUGCUUGUUCCUCAUCAGCACACAUUAUACCCAUUACGACCUGGCAUAUUUCAUGGUCAACUUUCUCGCAACACUAGCGGUUGUGGUACCGAAGCUACCAGCAUUUCACCGCACUCGUUUGGCUAUUUUCAAUCCUGAACCGCAGCACCUGGAGGGUAGCUAACGGCUGUGUUUAUUACUUAUUCUUGUUUUAAUGGCGUUGAGACAGAAGCGACAAGCUAGCUGACGACCCGGCGAUGAGUUUCACACUAUGUAAAAGUAAUCAGAGUCUUGAAAAGUUUCGCGUUCAACGAAGGUCAGGGGUUCCUCUUUCAUCACGGACAGGUGCGCGUUGCUCCUCCCUGAGAUGUCCUGUCUUGUGGUCGUCACAUACGCUGGACAUAUUCGAAUAUGUCAAGUCUUGAUCAUCACACCAUCUGCCGUACAAUGCCAACCCAGCACUUCCAAGUCGUCGUGGGCGUGGAUAACUUGUCUCUAGAUCCAUUUGUGAAGCCC
Dissoconium aciculare CBS 342.82 is the source of this 1398-nucleotide messenger RNA. Its product is annotated as putative unfolded protein response protein Orm1. The coding region runs from base 500 to 1066 and encodes 188 amino acids. Gene Ontology annotation, cellular component: endoplasmic reticulum membrane. Gene Ontology annotation, biological process: negative regulation of ceramide biosynthetic process; ceramide metabolic process; intracellular sphingolipid homeostasis. The transcript is spliced from 3 exons. Lineage: Eukaryota; Fungi; Ascomycota; Dothideomycetes; Mycosphaerellales; Dissoconiaceae. The record is from RefSeq and is a predicted model, not a curated record.